GAAAGAGUAGAUGUCCCACAAACUAUAGAAGAUCUUAAAGAAAAUAAUAUAGAUGUUGAUCCCAAUUCACAGCUUUAUGAGCUUAUGAAAAAGAGCGAAAAGAUUAUUUAUAAUAGUAAUGAUCGAACAUUCCAAUAUAAG
Molecule: messenger RNA, 141 nt
Organism: Racocetra fulgida
Lineage: Eukaryota; Fungi; Glomeromycota; Glomeromycetes; Diversisporales; Gigasporaceae
Source: the annotation of a GenBank genome assembly